AUGAGUGAGGAAGAGCUUGCAGUUAUAGAUGAAGACAAAGAGCAGACCUACCCGAAAGGUGAAGGUGGAGAUAAACCGUUUGAGAAAAAGAAACGAGGAAAGACGUCAACGGGUGAAACUGGAACUACAUCUCAGUAUAAGCGUCAUCAAGCAUCAUGUCUACAAAGGCAAUUGAACUCCGGAUUUCAAAACAAGAUGACGCAACAGGUUUUGCCGUUUUUAGAAGGUCAAACUGAUGGUAUCACUUCUAUUACCAAUUUCUCAUACGAUCAUGCAAAGGUGCGAGAGCUUGCAUCUCAUAUGGGAGAUGGAGGUACAGUGGAGGAUUUAAGAGGCCGAAAGGGCUUAUUGGGGAGCAAUUGGUUGUUGGGGGUUGAUUGGAAUGAAACUUGUGAUCAUAGUGAAAUAAGAGGAUGGAGGAAGAAAGCUGUUGUUGAGUAUACAGGGUUUAACGAUUUCAUUUCUGGGAUGGGGAUCCAGAAGCUGAAAUUGGUUCGGAACCCUAUCGAACACCUCGUGAACGGGCUCGUCGGCGAUGGAGGACCUCAGGAAAAGGCAGGGCUGCUGUGUUCCCGGCUAUGGGUCGCGUGGGAACUGGACGGAGGUGAUGGAGCUUCUCGGAGAGGACGCCGGCACUGGAGUUCUCGCUGGAAAAAUAUGGCGGAGGGCUGUUCGGGAAAACUGAGUACGAGGACUUGGAGCUUCGCCAUGAAAGCUGCUCGCGGGUGCUGGGCUCCAAGUGACGGCUGUGUGAGUUGCUGGCCGGACAGGGAUAAUAGGUCGCCGGUCGAAGUAUUGUUGUUUACCGUGAGGGGGUUGCUGCUGUGCGCGGAGCCAGACAGGGCUGGUGGCCACGCUCGGCGGAGGACAAGGCUCGUCGGGGAAACGCCGCUCUGCCGUCGAGAGAGAGACGAGGGUGUUAUUUCGUACGCGGCUGAUGAACUGAAACCCUCGGCCUGA
Striga asiatica is the source of this 960-nucleotide messenger RNA. The record is from the annotation of a GenBank genome assembly. Lineage: Eukaryota; Viridiplantae; Streptophyta; Magnoliopsida; Lamiales; Orobanchaceae.